This is a messenger RNA of Candoia aspera, 2269 nucleotides long. RefSeq lists its product as uncharacterized. The transcript is spliced from 5 exons. The coding region runs from base 1 to 651 and encodes 216 amino acids. The record is from RefSeq and is a predicted model, not a curated record. Lineage: Eukaryota; Metazoa; Chordata; Lepidosauria; Squamata; Candoiidae.
AUGGCUUGGCAAAAGUGCUUCCUCCCCCUCUUCCCCGCUUGCAAGCCGAAAGGGCCUCCCACACGUCCUUUGCACCGGAAGCAGGGGACCAAAGCUUUGCUGCUGAGUUUUGCAAAGCACAACCGAGGCAGCAAGGGACAUGCGGAUCAGUUUUUGACGUCCAACCGAUCCAGGACGCCUGUGCCCGGCUCGGGGCUCCUGGCGAUAAAGGCCCCCUCCAGGCUGCAAAUUACGAACGUGGGAAACAGCCGCCGCCUCUUCGGGAAACGCCGCCUCUUAAAGGGACUGGGGCGGGGCGGGGCUCGGUUCUUCCGGGCGGGCGCAUGCGCGCUGCGCAGGGCGGGCUGGCCGCAGCGUCCGGGCGGGGAGCGGCGCGCGGGGCGCGGCAGGACUCGCCCCGUUCCGGUGGCCAAGCGGGUGGGCUGCAUGUUCUACGUGGCCAGCUUCCCGGUGGCCUUUCCGCUGCAGCCCCUGGCCCUGCAGCCCACCGAUGGCAACUUGCCUCCUGCGGAGCUUCGCCCGGCCUCCACCGGAAGUGUGGCUUCGUCGCCCUACGGCGGGACGCUUCUCCCCAGCCGGGUCUCACCAAAGCAGGAGAACGGGACCCCCUUGAUGGCGGCUCUCGGCGACCCCGCCAAGCCCCCGUCAUAACCCCCCGCCUCUCCUCCGCAGUCUGACAUUUCACAGUCUGAAGAAGCAAGCCCACCCAAGAGGCCGCGUGGGACUUUUCUGAAUUGGGGAAUUGAAAGAACGGACGGGAUGUUUUUCUGGAUUAGGGAGGGUGGGAGGAACUAAUCCAAAGAGAUGAAGGAAGGAAGGAAGGAAGCAACGAAGUCAAGCUUGGAGAGGGAGGGGGCCUACCUGCCUUUUCUCCGCCGCGUUGUGGAAAUACACCUCGGCAGAAUGGCCAAUGAGCGGAUCCAAAGGAGAAAGGUAACACCACCACCACCACCCAUCUUCCUUUUUCUGGGGAGAACAUCCCUGGCUGGAACCGGUACGACACAGUUCCUUCUUCGGGAGGUCUUUGCAUCGCUGGCAACUUUUGAAAUAAUACCAAAGACAAACUGAUCCGGCACUGAAAACUCCUCCGGUCCGUGUUUACUUCAGCUCGGAUGGUACAGCACAGCCAAGCUCUGUGGGGCACCUUCUCUCUUUCUCUUUGGCUUUCUGUGUCUCUCUUUGGUGUGCAGUGUUGGUUUUUUCCUCCCAUCCUUGCAUAUCUGGGUGUUUGCUGCUGGGAGGCUGCAGAGAGCCCACCCACAGUUGGGGACCUGCCUGGGAAUUGUUGGGAGGGGGAGAAAAGGAAGCAGACGAAGGAUAUUGUAGUUGGGAGGGAGCCUGUUGCUUCCCUCCUUGAGUGGUGUGUGUGUGUACACAGACAGAGGUAUGCUCCAUUUUAAUUGGGUUUUGUGCGUGAAGGAUGUGUGCAUUCUUUUUUUUUUUUUGGUAGGCUGGCUGAGGAUGCGGAAUUGCGCAUUUUCCCUCGCAUCCACACCCAGGUAUUGCAUAUCCAUGUUUAGCCUUUGCCUGCUUUCAACCACCCUGUCUGCGGGUGUGUGUGUGUGUGUCUCCCCAGUUUGUACAGCGGUGGAAAAAACGUGGGGCCAAGCUUGCCUGUUCGGUUUCAAGACACCCACACGUCCUUUUCCCCCGCUUGUGCAUUUUCAACAGCACCAAAAUCAACCCAAGAUAGCUCAGUGGUACCGUAGCUUCUUACAAGAUACACACACACACAUUAAGAUAUAUGUAUAUAUGUACAUGUGUAAACAUGUACAUGUACAUAUACAUGAGUGUGUGUGUGUGUGUGUACACACAUACACUUCUUGAUUGUGUGGCCAAGCAUGAUCAAGAAGAACAGAUGUAAUGGGAACAGCGCACAUUGAACGGCACAGCCAAGUAGUGGGCAUUGUGUGCAGGAACAUCUGCACGGUGUAUGGGCUGGACCCUCCCAAGUCCAGUUGGGAGACUCCACAGAAGGUUGUGGAGAAGGACAGGGCUAAGAUCCUGGGGGCCUUCCAGAUCCAGGCAGGCAGGCAGGUCCUGGCCAAUCAACCGGACAUCGUGGUACUAGAGAAGGACCGCUAGGUGGUGGUGGUGGUGAUAGAUGUAGCGGUGCCCAGUGGCAGCAGCAUCAGGGAGGAGGAGGAGGCGGCUGAGGAGCUGGAGAAGGACCAGGGCCUGAAGGAGGAACUGGAGGGGAUGUGGAAAGGGAAGGCCGCAGUGGUCCCAGUGGGGGUAGGGGCACUCCGGGCUGUGAUCCCCAAGCUGG